Molecule: messenger RNA, 1380 nt
Organism: Zymoseptoria tritici IPO323
Lineage: Eukaryota; Fungi; Ascomycota; Dothideomycetes; Mycosphaerellales; Mycosphaerellaceae
Exons: 7
Coding region: 1-1380 (459 amino acids)
Biological process (GO): translational elongation; translation
Molecular function (GO): translation elongation factor activity; GTP binding; GTPase activity
Source: RefSeq, a predicted model, not a curated record
AUGGGUAAGGAGAAGACUCAUAUCAACGUCGUCGUUAUCGGCCACGUCGACUCCGGCAAGUCGACCACCACCGGACACUUGAUCUACAAGUGCGGUGGAAUCGACAAGCGUACCAUCGAGAAGUUCGAGAAGGAAGCCGCCGAGCUUGGCAAGGGCUCCUUCAAGUAUGCCUGGGUGCUCGACAAGCUCAAGGCCGAGCGUGAGCGUGGUAUCACCAUUGAUAUCGCACUCUGGAAGUUCGAGACCCCCAAGUACUACGUAACAGUUAUCGACGCCCCUGGUCACCGUGAUUUCAUCAAGAACAUGAUCACUGGUACUUCCCAGGCCGAUUGCGCCAUUCUCAUCAUUGCCGCCGGUACUGGUGAGUUCGAGGCUGGUAUCUCCAAGGAUGGCCAGACUCGUGAGCACGCUCUCCUCGCCUACACCCUCGGUGUGAAGCAGCUCAUCGUCGCCAUCAACAAGAUGGACACCACCAAGUGGUCCGAGGCUCGCUUUGGUGAGAUCAUCAAGGAGACUGCCAACUUCAUCAAGAAGGUCGGCUACAACCCCAAGACCGUCCCCUUCGUGCCAAUCUCCGGAUUCAACGGCGACAACAUGAUCGACGUUUCCUCCAACUGCCCCUGGUACAAGGGAUGGGAGAAGGAGACCAAGACCAAGACCACCGGCAAGACCCUACUCGAGGCCAUCGAUGCCAUCGACCAGCCCGCUCGUCCUUCCGACAAGCCUCUCCGCCUUCCCCUCCAGGAUGUGUACAAGAUUGGUGGUAUCGGAACAGUUCCCGUCGGCCGUGUCGAGACCGGUAUCAUCAAGGCCGGCAUGGUCGUCACCUUCGCCCCCGCUGGUGUCACCACUGAAGUCAAGUCCGUCGAGAUGCACCACGAGCAGCUCGUCGAGGGUGCUCCAGGUGACAACGUCGGAUUCAACGUCAAGAACGUCUCCGUCAAGGAGAUUCGUCGUGGCAACGUCGCCGGUGACUCCAAGAACGACCCGCCAAAGGGUUGUGACUCCUUCAACGCCCAGGUCAUCGUCCUCAACCACCCCGGUCAGGUCGGUGCUGGAUACGCCCCAGUUCUGGACUGCCACACCGCCCACAUCGCCUGCAAGUUCUCUGAGCUCCUCGAGAAGAUCGAUCGCCGUACCGGCAAGUCCAUCGAGGACCAGCCCAAGUUCAUCAAGUCUGGUGACGCCGCCAUCGUCAAGAUGAUUCCGUCCAAGCCUAUGUGUGUUGAGGCCUUCACUGAGUACCCACCUCUCGGCCGCUUCGCCGUGCGCGACAUGCGUCAAACCGUCGCCGUCGGUGUGAUCAAGUCCGUCGCCAAAUCCGCAAACACCGGUGGCAAGGUGACCAAGGCAGCAGUCAAAGCUGGCGCCAAGAAAUAG